This is a messenger RNA of Chenopodium quinoa (quinoa), 804 nucleotides long. RefSeq lists its product as uncharacterized. Gene Ontology annotation, molecular function: nucleic acid binding; RNA-DNA hybrid ribonuclease activity. Bases 1 to 804 code for a protein of 267 amino acids. The transcript has 2 exons. The record is from RefSeq and is a predicted model, not a curated record. Lineage: Eukaryota; Viridiplantae; Streptophyta; Magnoliopsida; Caryophyllales; Amaranthaceae.
AUGGCAGAGGUCUCGGACUGCCCAUGGUGCGUAGGAUGCCCAAAAUCGCUGCAACAAGCUCUAUUUGACUGCCCUAUUGUCCGUGACUUGUGGGUAGACUGUGACUGCACUGAGAUGUCCCUUUGGCCAACUGGUAUGACCUUCUUAGAACUAUUUGAAUCUUUGUGCAAGUUGGAGAAGAAGAAGCUUUGCAGAGGUGCCAUUCUUCUAUGGAACAUUUGGAAUAGAAGGAAUGACAUGAUAUUCAAUGGCAAAGACACUUACCCUCUCCUCUAUGCAAGACAGAUUUAUGGUGGUGGUAAGACAGCGACUUGUAGAAGCUCAAAGAAAUGGGUUCCCCCACCUGAAGGAACAAUUAAACUCAAUUGCAAUGCCUCACUGAACGUUGAGGGGUGGGUGGGGCUUGGUGUUGUUGCGUGGGAUUGGCAAGGGGAGGUACUUUCCGCUGCUUCUAGGCGCACAAGAGCCUACUGGCCCCCUGUUGUGGCAGAGAGCAAAGCUGCUACUAUGGCAGUCAGAUUAGCCAAACGCUUUGGCUUGAAGGAUAUUACCUUAGAAGCAGACGACCAAGUUCUUAUCUCCAGAUUAUCGAAGGCCUCAGUUUACCUCACUGAUCUUGAUACUAUUCUAGAUGAAAUAUUGUCUUCUUGUAAUUCUGUUUUGUGGUACCAUGUUAAGCGAGAUGGGAAUUCUGUUGCCCAUAACUUAGCUCGUGUGUUGCCUUAUGGUGUUGAACAAGUUUGGGAGAACCUUUGUCCUUGUGAAGUUUCUCCUUUCGUUUUGAUGGAUAAAUUAUCAAUAUAA